CUCUAACUAAUGCCCAGUAACACAAACGCUGUACACGUGCGUGCGUGCGGUGUCCUCCCGAGCGAGAGCCAAGCCGCCGCCGGCUCGCUCGUCGCCGGUAGGUCGCCGCCCCCGUCGCCCCCGUCGCCCCAGCGCCCCUCCUCCCCCUUCUCCCCGACAUCAUCUCCUCCUCCGCUUCAACACCGCCUCAUCUUCCCAGCGCCGUCGUCCUCCACACCCACCCAGUUCCUCGCGCCUCUUCUCCUUUCUUCCUUGAACUGGGGUAGCCGUUGCGCGGCGACUCACGGACACGCAUCAUGGAGUGGAGCUUCAACAAUUCCGGCAUUGAUGUAGAUGAUGAACUUUGGGUGGUUAAUGUGCUGCCAAUUAAUGGUCUAGGGGAUAAUGUGCAAAGGAUAAUUGGACUGUCUGAUAUCACUUUUCUCAAGUUAGUGAGCUUGGUGUGCUCUGUUGGCUAUAACAAAAAGGAUACCAUCUAUUAUCAGUGCGGAGGAUUAGUUGGCAUGGAGCUAUUGGACAGUAAUAAGAAGGUGACAACAAUGGUAAAUCAGUACAAGAGCGUUAAGAUGUUGAAUCUGUCAGUUUUGAGGAGACCCGCACCAACCCGCGGCAAGAAAAGAACGAGGAAGCAAGCAUUGUUGAUAGAGCAGCCAACCAAAGAGGGCAUUAACGAAGUCAUAGUUGAGCAAGAAAAUGUGUUAGAGGAAAAAGUUGAGGUGACAGAGGAAGAAGAAGAGAUGGCAGUGGUAGAGGAAAAAGAAGAGAUGGCAGUGGCUGAGAAUUAUGAUGAUGAAGACUUGGAAAAUCUUGCUCGAUUAAAGAGACAGAAAGAAGAUCCUGCGGAGCACAUGGAGGGCGACACCGAUAUUGAGGACCUUUAUCCACUACUAGAUGAUACACCUGUUAUUCCUAUUGAAGAUAGCACACUUGAUUCUUGCAAUCCAUCAAAGAAGAGAGCAGAAGCAUGGCAGAAGAAGAAACUGAGGAAGGAUGCUAUUCUCGGUUCACAAGCAAAGUUGCGAGAUGUAACCAACACUCAAGCAUGUGAACUUUCAGAUCCAGGAAGUGAGGAUAUUGGAAUGGAUAUAAUAUCAAGCGAUGAUGAUGGCUUUGAACCUGCAAUAUCCGUUGCACCAAAAUGCAAGAAGAGUAGAGCACAACCACUUCCAACUAGAGUGUGGUAUGAUGAGGGCAGGUUGCUUGGAGGUGAACAACUCUGUUUGCAUAUGUGUUUUGUGAACAUGCAUCAAUACAGAAGAGCCUUGAAGAAUUAUCAUAUACUUCAAAGUAGAGACUAUAUGUAUCUUAGAAAUGAUAGAGAUCGGGUCAAUGUUUGUUGUGUGACUGAACUUUGCCAAUUCUAUAUGACAGCUUCAGCUAUCAAGAGAGAAGAGACUGUUUGCAUUAGGAAGAUGGUGUUACCUCAUACUUGUGGCAUUACCUAUGAUACUUCUAGAGUGGACAGCACAUGGUUGAGCAACAGGUAUGAGGAGAACUUUAGAGGCGAUCCAGAUUGGAAGAUAAGCGCGCUAAUAGACACUACCAAGAGAAAUCAUGGUGUAGACAUCACUCCUAUGAUGGCAUAUAGGGCAAGGAAUAAAGCAGCGGAUAUUGUGUUAGGAAAUCACAAACAACAGUAUGUGAGGAUCAGGGACUACUUGCAGACAGUGCUUGAUACAAACCCAGGCAGCCGAUGCAUCGUGACCACGGUUCAGCAGCCACCACCUGCAAUGAAUCCUAAGUUUCAUGGCUUAUUCUUCUGUGUGAAUGCAUCUAAGGAGGGAUUUUUGCAUGGAUGUAGGCCAUUCAUUGGUCUUGAUGGAUGCUUUGUUAAGCUGACUACAGGAGCACAAGUGUUGGCCGCCUCUGGAAGGGAUGGCAACAACAACUUGUUCCCCAUUGCAUUUGGAGUUGUUGGCAAAGAAGACAUUCCUAAUUGGUGUUGGUUCCUUGAACAACUCAAGUAUGCUCUUGGUGGCGACUCAGGGCCAUUUGGAAGGUGGACUAUCAUGUCAGACAGACAAAAGGGCCUGCUGAAUGCCAUAGACAAAGUAUUUCCUAAUUGUGAUCAGAGAUAUUGUCUUAGGCAUAUUUACGCAAAUUUUCAAACUGCUGGUCACAAGGGUGGUGAUCUUAAAAAACACAUGGAUAGUGCUGCAUAUGCUUACCAAAAGUCUGAUUAUGAUGCUGCUAUGAGUGACUUGAAGGCUGAGAGUGAAAGUGCAUGGGAAUGGUUGUCCAAAAUUCCACCUAGGCAUUGGGCAAGGCAUGACAUGGACACAAAUUGCAAAACAGAUUUAGUGGUGAACAACUUAAGUGAAGUAUUCAACAAGUAUAUCCUAGAAACUAGAGACAAGCCCAUUCAAACCAUGAUAGACAACAUUAGGACAAAACUAAUGGUCAGAUACAACAGCAAUAGAGAGGGGCUCGUUAAUUCAAAUUGGGAGAUCACACGAAACUAUGCAGAGAAGUUGGAACUUGAGAAGACCAGGGCAAAGCAUUGUAGGCCAGUAUGUGCAGGUCAAGGGCUGUGGCAAGUUACUUCUGGAUUGAAAACAUAUGUUGUUAAUGUCGAUGCUAAUACAUGUGGAUGUAGAAGGUGGGACAUUAAUGGUGUGCCAUGCAAACAUGCAGUGUCAUGCAUUUAUAAGAAAAAAGAGCAUCCUGAAGAUUAUAUGAGUGCAUUCUUCAAAAGGGCUAUGUACCAGGUUGCCUACAACAAUAUUAUAUACCCUGUCCCUAGCAAAGAUAGUUGGACAAAGACUGAAACACCCGAUAUUGACCCACCAAUUUUCACUAGACAUCCUGGAAGACCUAAGAAGAGCAGAAGGAAGGGAGUGCAUGAGGUGCCUCAGCCGGGUUCUAGACAUAGGAUGACAACAACGACAUGCUCGAACUGCCACAAACCUGGUCACAAGUAUACCAGUUGUACCACACCACUGAGAGUAGACUUGGCGAUAAGAAAAAACAAGCACAAGAGUAAUAGAAGAAUAUUUGAAGAAGGACCAAUCCAUGAUCAAGCUGAAGAAACACCACUUCAUGGUCAAGCCGAAGCAUCACCUGUUCAUGUUCAAGCUGAAGCAGCACCAGUUCAUGUUCAUGCUCAAGCUGAAGCAGAUACUUCAACUGGUGCAGCCAAAGGCAGAGGGGGAGGAAGAGCACAAGUAAAUGGAAGCGGAAGAGGCCGUGGAAAAGGCAGAGGCAGAGGACAAGCUGAAGCUGCAAUUCAAGAUCCUUUUCAUGCGCAUGCGGUCUUCGAAGCACAUGAUCCUUUUCAUGGGUUUGACAUACAAGAAGUUGCUUCACAACCAGCUGCAGCUAAUACUAGAGAGAAGCUACCAGUAAUGAGGGGUUCAGGUUCAACAGGGGGCAGAUUCAUGGAGUACUUCACUGCCAGUGGCAACCACUGAAGAAAAUCCUAUGUCGAAGGCUUCUUUUGUGAAUGAAAAGUUUACAUCUUUAUGAAAACUGACUUGUAAAUGCCAGGUUUAUGUAACUAAAAACUCAGACUUGAAUGAAUGCUUAUGUUACAUUACA
Messenger RNA from Triticum aestivum (bread wheat), 3537 nucleotides. RefSeq lists its product as uncharacterized. Gene Ontology annotation, molecular function: zinc ion binding. The transcript is spliced from 3 exons. The coding region runs from base 297 to 3410 and encodes 1037 amino acids. NCBI's taxonomy places the organism in Eukaryota, Viridiplantae, Streptophyta, Magnoliopsida, Poales, Poaceae. The record is from RefSeq and is a predicted model, not a curated record.